Molecule: messenger RNA, 9086 nt
Organism: Eriocheir sinensis (Chinese mitten crab)
Lineage: Eukaryota; Metazoa; Arthropoda; Malacostraca; Decapoda; Varunidae
Product: ER degradation-enhancing alpha-mannosidase-like protein 1
Exons: 10
Coding region: 53-1756 (567 amino acids)
Biological process (GO): mannose trimming involved in glycoprotein ERAD pathway; endoplasmic reticulum mannose trimming; carbohydrate metabolic process
Cellular component (GO): membrane; endoplasmic reticulum
Molecular function (GO): calcium ion binding; mannosyl-oligosaccharide 1,2-alpha-mannosidase activity
Source: RefSeq, a predicted model, not a curated record
GACAAGUGGCAGGUGAGGCUCAGUGGCACCAUGCAGGCUGAGGGGAUGAGGUAUGGUGACGCUGCUCCGGCACUCCCUCUGGCCUCACGUGCUGCUGCUGCUGGUGCUGCUGCAGGUGUCCGAGAGUGCCUUCAACAUAUUCAGGUAUCCUCUCAAUAGAAUAGAAAGGAAAUAUGGAAGUCUUCCGGAGAGCGAGCGUCUCAGGCUUAAGGAGGACACAAGGGACAUGUUCUACUUCGGCUACGAGAGCUACAUGAAGUACGCCUACCCCCAGGACGAGCUCAACCCCAUCCUCUGCCGCGGCCGGGGCCCGGACCGCGAGGACCCGUCCAAUAUCAACAUCAAUGACAUCCUUGGUGAUUACUCCCUCACCCUUAUUGACACCCUGGACACACUGGCCAUCUUGGGGGAUGUGAAGGAAUUCCGUCAUGCUGUCCAACUUGUUAUAGAAAAUGUCAACUUUGACAAAAACUCAACUGUGCAGGUGUUUGAGGCUAAUAUAAGAUUACUGGGUGCUUUACUGUCAGCACACUUGCUUAUAGAAGACAAAAGUCAGCCUUUUGGGAAUCUGGAACCAGAGUGGUAUAAUGGAGAGUUGCUGGAAAUGGCAUCUGAUCUUGCCUCGCGCUUCAUGCCAGCUUUUGAGAACUCAAAGACUGGUCUUCCACAUCCAAGGGUAAACCUUCGUAGUGGGGUGCCCCAGGGGAGCCGUACAGAUACCUGCACAGCAGGUGCUGGCUCCCUGUUGGUUGAGUUUGGAAUAUUGAGUCGCCUGAUUGGGGAUCCUGUCUACGAGCUUUCAGCCAGAAGAGCUAAUAGGGUCCUUUGGAAACUCAGAGAUGCAGAAACAGGUUUAUUAGGGAACGUGGUGGAUGUGGAUACUGGUAAAUGGGUUGGUGAGCUCAGUGGCAUCGGGGCCGGCCUGGACAGCUUCUAUGAAUAUCUCCUGAAGGCCUAUAUAUUGUUUGGACAUCCAGAAGAUUUUAUUAUGUUUAAUGAAACUUACAGCUUAAUCAAGCACUAUAUGAGAAGAGGGAGGCCUGAAUGUAACUCUGGUUCUGGGGACCAUCCACUUUAUGUUAAUGUGGAUAUGAAGAGUGGCGGUACACACACCACUUGGAUAGACUCCCUCCAGGCUGCCUUUGCUGGUGUACAGGUCUUGGCAGGAGACAUGGAAGAGGCUAUCUGCAUACAUGCUCUCUAUUACACCAUUUGGAAAAAGUAUGGAGUGUUGCCAGAGAGAUUCAAUUGGCAAAGGAUAUCCCCAGAUGUUAUGUUUUACCCACUCAGGCCAGAGUUUGUGGAGUCAACAUACUUAUUAUACCAGGCAACCAAGAAUCCGUUUUACUUGCACGUUGGGCGGGACAUCCUCACCUCCCUCAACAACCUGACCAAAGCACGCUGCGGUUAUGCCACAGUCCACUCUGUUCUGGACAUGACUUUGGAAGAUCGCAUGGAGUCCUUCUUUCUUUCAGAGACCUGCAAGUACUUAUAUUUGCUGUUUGAUGCAGACAACCCCAUCAACCUGAACUUUGGCCGCUACAUGUUUACCACGGAAGGUCAUGUGUUACCACUGGCCCCUUGGCUGCGCCAACAGACCUGGGAAGAUGGCCUCUUCCAGGAACUCAACUCUCAGUCUCACAUCAACCUCUCUCUGGCUGGUUGUGCUGCCAUCAAUGAAGAGAGGAUACACAGACUGCCACUGAAGAGCCAAUACUUGGAGCAAAUUUCAGUGUCCCUCGGGGUGGAGUUAUGAUAGAUAGUGAUAAUAGUCACUUGUGCCUUGUGUAGUGUGACCUCAUAAGCCUACAUUAGGGUCAGGUUUCCCUUAAAGAAGAUUAUUUAUGUAUACUGUAUUUCCCGUCAUAUAAGACGCACUUUUUUUUGAAAAAUAAGAUUAAAAAAAUCACCCUGCGUCUUAUACGCCGAUGGUUAGGUUUUGGUAGGCAGAGGGGUUAUUGCUACUGAUAUGAAACCAAAAUCAAAAACACUUCCAUUUGACACAAGUUCCCAGAUGUCCCCAGAAUGAAAUAUACCAAAUUUUGCGGCAUGUAGCGAGCACUAUUUUUCACUCAGAAAAUGCCUAAAAAGUUACCCCAGUGCAGUAUAUGCCUAAGGUACAAAUUUUAAUUGAUUUAAAUAAUGAAUAGUGUGAUGCAAUAGAAAAAUGUGAACAAGCAGAAGAGAGGAGGAGGAAACGUGCAGCGAUAAAACUGCACAGGUCACAAGAAGACUCACCCACGUGGCGCGGCGUGAACACAAAACACAACACACAAGACAACACCGCCGCGGCGCACCAGUCGCCAGUGUGCUGGGUACCUCGGUGGUGAUGGUUAAAGCGGCUAUUACUCGAGAACAAUGUUGGUGGAGCAGGGUGUUUUCUGACAUGACUGUUCGGUGAUCAUGGGGCGGACUUGGGCGGAUUAGUCUGGAGCUAGUAUUUCUGCUGUGCAGCGGCCCGGUCAGCCAACGUUUUCUGUGAUAUAUGUUCAAAAGAGCGGAUAUCCGUGGAUGACUAAAAUGUUUACUGUAAACGCAUUUUUGUUUUUCAUUACAAAAAUAACUGUUACAGCAUAAUAUGAUUGAUAGAAAUUAAUCAACAUCUAUUUCUACUUGAAAGUAGGUAUACGGUCCCUGAAAGUCAAGAUCAAGACCAAGAUUGCCCAUCGAACGUAGCAUUCCCGCUUGAUUAGUUCCCUCAGUAGCUCGGCGAAAGCUACCGCCUGCACACUGUGCAGUGAGUGAAUCCACCAACCAACCCUUUUGUUUACCAUUUCAAAGUCACAGCUGCUCGGGGUAAGAGCACUGUAAUUCUUCAACCAACAGUGGAACACUUUGAACACAGAGGACACAAAGCAACACACGGUGUCAUAGUCAUAAUUAUUGUAAGUAAGGCGGCCACAUGUAAUACAGCAUACACAUUAAGUUCAGGGAAAAUGUGGAGUUAAAAAAAAAAUCUAAAUAUAUCUUGCCAAAUUAUAGGUGCGUCUUAUACGCCGGUGUGUCUUAUAUGGCGGGAAAUACGGUGUGUGUGUGUGUGUGUGUGUAUAUAUAUAUAUAUAUAUAUAUAUAUAUAUAUAUAUAUAUAUAUAUAGAUAUAUAUAUAUAUAUAUAUAUAUAUAUAUAUAUAUAUAUAUAUAUAUAUAUAUAUAUAUAUAUAUAUAUAUAUAUAUAUAUAUAUAUAUAUAUAUAUAUAUAUAUAUAUAUAUAUAUACAAACACACACACACACAAACACCAGUAUAUAUAUGAACUAUGCAAAACUACAUCAUCUUCAUUGACAUUCACAGUGAGAUGUAAAUAAUUGUUAUGCCAUAAUUAUUAGAACCUUUAAUGCCUUCAAAUAAGAAAUGUGAUAAUAAGAAUAAUUUCUUUGAUAGGUUAUUGAAGUAAUAGUAAUUUCACAUUUUUAUAUUAAGAUAUAUUACAGUACCUGUUUCAUGGAUGAAGGAAAAUGGAUAGAAGGUAAAUUAAUGUUGCUAGUUAGAGUUUCCCACUAUAUUUAUGUGCUGUGGGUGGGUGGGCGGGUGUGUGUGUGUGUGUGUGAAUGUCGGGGGGGAAGGGGGGUGUACACAAUUACGAGUGUUCAAGCCUUUAUUCAUAUAGGUAAUACAAAGGAGCUUCCUCCCUAACUGGUUCAACACUGUUGUAGUAUUUUCUAAACCUUAAAAAGCCUCCAUUUUGUUCCCCAUGGAAGACAUAUUUCUGUAGUCUGUUGAUGAUGCUGUGGUUACAAACUAUGUAUUGCUCUGAUUACCUCCAUUAACUAAUGCAUAAUCUAAAUAGCAGGUUUUUGGUUCUACACACUCACAUGCAGGUCACAUGUCCCUCUGUCAAGAUCUCAUUCAAGUUUUUUUAUAUCUACUUCACUUGUAAGCUAACAAGCAUUUCAACAUUCCAUUUCAUUUGCUCACCUUAUAUACCAGUAUGUGCAUUCAUAUCUCUUGUAACAAUUACUUUUCCCUUUAUGCUCUCACUUUUCUUUAGUAUACUAUACUUUCCAUUGUUCUCCCUUAGUGAUCUUCCACUCUCAGUUGUAUGUACACCACAACUAAACAUUUCAGACCUACCACAUUCAUUCAUGCAUUUGUCCACUUUAGCAUCUAUAAUGUCCUCACUCACAACAUUAUUUCUCACAUCUGUCUCUCCUACUUUAAGAGGAGUGACUGCUUCAUGAGGUAAAAAAUCUGAUCAUCUCAACAUAUUCAUGAACUGAACUAGCAGCGUGCCAAAAGUAUUGAAAAAUAUCCCGAGUCAAAAUUUCCUCAGCAAACUUACUAAGUUGUUAAAAAUCAGCUUACUUUGCACAUUACAUUUGUUUGUAAAUCACCUCUUAAGACUUUCAACAAGUUUUUUCGAAGUGCAACUUUUCAAGUUGAGCUACAAAACUCAAAAUCUAUGAGACCUACAAUAAUGGUUUAAGUUUUAUUUGAAACAACAUGGAAUGUAGACUAUUAUGAACUAAAGUAAAUUUCCUACCAGUUUUAGUUUUUAACCCCUUCACUACGGCCGGGUGAAAACAGCGCCCCACCCCGUAUCCGAACUGGCCGUGCACACCAAAUUUCAUAUAACAAGUUUUCAGCCAUAAACUCAGUAUAAUCAUCAUGUAUUAUAUAUAAAAAAACAUGCAAAAUUAAAUGGUGCACAUAAAGAAACAUAAAUUAUUUAAUAAUUUUGAGAUGUAUACAUAACUAUACAGAGAAAUUUGCGUUAUUCGUAGAUGACGUGUCUGCUGAAUUUUAUUUCCUUAUAUUAGUUGUGAUGAAGAAAUAGAUUUGUGGAGGAAAGGGAAGGGAAGGACACAGACAUAAGUAAGAUCAUGGAAAAUAUCCCACUGAUUCACUGGCAAAAUGCACAGAUCUCAUGGAGUAAAAGGCUGAAAGGCCGUAUGUGUGUGUGUGUGUGUGUGUGUGUGAGAGAGAGAGAGAGAGAGAGAGAGAGAGGGGGGGGGUCAAAAGAUUGACACCUCAGUGAUACGAAGGGAGAGAGGGAGAGAAGCAUCUCUCUCUCUCUCUCUCUCUCUCUCUCUCUAACACACACACACAUAGAUUAGAUGGCGAGAAAGGGAGGGAAGGAUUGAGGAAGAGCAAGCUGAAACUUGUUGAGGCGCCUCGCCUCCCCUCUCUCUCACACACACACACAUUCACACACACUGCAGGGAGGAGGUAUAAGAAAGAAAAAAGAACAGACAGCCAGAUGGAUGUGAGGGGGAGGCCAGAGCUCCCGCAUGAGGCUCACGCCGCGUCCCUGACCCGAGGGGGUGGUGAGACAAUGCACACUAUAGCCAGCCACUUGGCAACUUAAAGGAAGAGGAACUCCACACACAUACACCAUUUCUUUCUUAUUAUUUUUGUUAUUUUCUGUUAGAAUUGAUUGUUACUGUCAAGUACAAAUGUGCACAAGACACACUUAUGUUAUUACACAAUAAUAACAUUGAGAAUCAAAUAAGACACCGUAUCAUAUCCGACCUACAUCUUAAAAACAAUUGUACAAUAUCAGGGAAGAAAUAACUCGUAUGCUGGCUAAAGCGAGCCUGGACGCAGUAUACGUGUCCUCGGAUAUGGUAUGGGGCACUAAAGGGCAUAGUAUACACGUCCUUGUGUUGAAGGGGUUAAAGUUAUAGGUCUUUGAGUACAAAAAAUACGGUCAUCAACAUUGUCAUAACUUCAAAACCUAAAUAGACAAAACAUUUUGUUCUGGAUAAUUCAUUCUACACUUCCGUUCUUUCCAAGGAGACCUCAACCACUAUGUAGUUUUAAAAAUCUUGGAGGAAGUUGGUUAUAAAAUCAGUUGAAAAUUAGUGAAAAACCUAAUUCUUGGCUCGACUUCCAGCAUUUAUUAUCCAAUUUUCAAUUGCAAGCCUUCAAAUGUCAUAGUUUUCUGUUCCCAUUUGUGUGUUACAUAGUUGAGGUGAAUUUAUUAACCCAUAAAGGAUGGGCUAGAGGGCGAUUUUCUGCUUGCAGGGCGUGUGCUGUGUUGAUAAAUUUUGGCUAAAUAGGUGAUCUUCAGCAAUGCCCUGUGUGGCAAUUUCAGAAAAACAAUAGUUCAUAGUGCUUUUACACCGCCAAUCUUUCAUCUACAUGAUGGAAAAAACUAGAAAUCCCUCAGUUGAUGCACGGCAGAGAUAUGAUGUUGGGAAGUACAAAUCUUGACGGGACAGUGGAUGACGUGAAUUCCCACACCCCGUCUUUCUCUGACUGACUGGGAAUUCCUGCCAGCCAUCCUUUACGGGUUAAUAACAUAAAUGUUGCCUGAACCGGCCACUCCCUUUAAGGCUCUCGUUUUUUCUGUGAAGCAUGGCUAUGCCUCCUAAUUUCUAUUGAUUUUUGUGUCCCUUUUGUAGUCAUCAUAUACUCAUUUCCUUCCAUUUGUACACUGCAAGUUAGUUUCAAUUUCAUUUCCUUGCAUACAUCCUCAGACAUUCCAAUAGCUCAUUUUUUCACAUAAACACAUCCAGUUGUCAUGCAGUUACUUACCCUUCUGUUCUUUUUAAGCUGCCAUGUCAAGCCUCGUCCAACACUACGUCUGUGCCUUCACACACUCGUGCAGUCGUCUCUCCAUCCUCUUGUUUUCCUGUCAUUCAGGUGGAUUCCAUCUGUGCAGAAGGCCAUUCCUUCCCUUAGGAUUUCAUCCAUGAUGAUAAAACUUACAUUCCCUUUCUUCUCCUUCAGCUACUCUUAUGUUGAGUUUCAGGACUUCCUCUUGAAUGCUCGUGUUUCUCAUCUUCAUGAUCUUUUGAUGCUGGUCUCAUUUCUUGUUCAUCGUAUGACUCCAUCCACUGCUACACUGAUGUGUUUUUUUUAGCUGCCAUCAAUGCUGCCACAGCUGCUUUUACUGUCACUUUGGUGUCAGUUUUUCCAAGCCAUUUCUAUGGUAUUGAAUCACAAGCAAUCCAUUCUCAAAUGUCCUGGUGCUUUCCUCAACAUUCUUCUUCAUGUAAUAUAUCUGGAUGCUGCUCAGUCUGUCCUGUUUGCUCCUGUGUUCUCUUCACCACUCUUCACUUCCCAAUAAUACAUAUUAGGACUUUCUUGUGCACCAUUUUCAUCUGGGUCCUACUGAUCUUGUUCUCAUUGUUUUGGACUGAUCUUCCUUUUCAGUCUUCGCACUGCUAUAUACUUUGUCUUCUUUCUUCUUAGUCAGCAUUUUGCACACCGCUCUAUAUUCAGUCUUCUUCCUUUUCAGUCUGCAUGCUUCUCUCCACUUGGUCUUCUACCUUUUCAGUUUGCACAUUGGUUUCCACUUGGUUUUCUCUUUCUAUUUGUAAUGUUGUAAUGCAUUGAUGAAAUGAUGAUGAUGAUUAUCUUCCUUUGUGCGUGCCUCUCUGCUUAUCCCAUUUUUUUUUUCCAAAGCAUUUGAUAAACAGGCACACAAAAAAGUUUUCAUGAUUCAGCAGCCUGUUGGUGGUCUUCAGGCCCACACACACCUAAUGGUACAUGUCAUGCCUUUUACAUGCCACUCCAUGUCUCCAGUUGGUCAUUGCCUCCUUACACACACUGCACUCACAGAUAUAAUCUUUGCUCUCACCAAGAGUUGUAAAAAGGUUAACAGUACCUUUUUACAAGCGGGAGCCCCACACACCUUGCUGUUGUACUCUCUCGUGUCGAGCAAUCUGGUAGUGGGCGUAGGAUUAUUAUUGUUGUCCCAUAUCUUCAUAGUUAUGUUUUGCAUAUUACUUAUGUCAUCUUAUUUUCCUUUUGUGGUUUGAUAUUUCAUUCCUCACCAUAAAUUUUACCAUUUUUGUUUGGUGCAACUCAAAAUGUCUUUCUCUCUCUGGUAUUUUGUGUACUACAUGGUUGCUUAUUAUAUAUCUUGUUCAUAGUUUAUUUUUAUUUCUGGGUGUAAUCCAUACUGGCUCUAUAGUAUAAGUCUCUUGCUUUGUUCUCCUUUUUGACCAUCUAUUCAUGAACUUUUUAGAUCCUUCUUUCAUUAAGGUUUCUAAAUCUUGUAGAUUGACAGGUCUGGUUUGUGCUGAAACAUUCUCAAUGUACAUUCUAUAGCUGUUUAUUGCAGCUUUAUUUUUACUUUUAUUAUGUGAUCACUCUCCUUGUUACUGUACAUAUUUUCUUGAGACCAUAUACAUCCCCCGAGUUUUGAGAAGGGAUGCUCGCAGCCUGUGUCAGUUUCAAGAAAGUGUUUGAUUCAGUGCAUCUUGAGCCACUCUGGGAUCUUGCAUCUCUGCCAGAUUUGGCCACUUGUCAUGCUGCUUUCCUGUGAACAAGGGAGUGAGGCAAGCAGGGCUUUGUCCUUGCCCCAUCACUUGUAUGGACUGGGUUUAGGCAGAGUUGUGAACCAAAGUCAUUUUAGGGCACCUGUUGGCAAUACCAAGGCCACUGGCAUUGUUUUUGUCAGUGAUGCAGUGAUCCUGGCCAAGUUUCCUACUAAAAUAGCUUUAAGUUGCAUGGAGCUAAAACAAAUAUCUUCAGGCAAUCAGACAAAUUCUGAACAUGAUACAUUGAUACAAUCAGGAGAGCAUAAAGAAGUUGAUUUUAUUUCAAAAUUGCUACAUCUGCCCAUUUUUUAUGAAUGUAACUAAUUUUGAUGGCUCCUGUACACUAAAUAGCAUUAUGCAAAAUAGUGAUAUAUGGCCCUAGACAGUAUCUAUGCAGUAGUGCAAAAGUUUAAAAAUAAAUUGUUGAACAUCAACUACAGAAGUAGAAUAAUAAUGUACUAUAUUAUUUUUGAACUAGUAUUAGUAGGGUGGUUGAUUUACAUGCCUGUACAUGAUUUACUUAAAAGUGCUGACUGAGAGUUGAGAAGUACGAUGCUUCAAAGUCUUCAAAAGUGUGCCUCACUAAUAUCCAGAAGCUGACAGAGCUGACUUAGUGGUUACUAAGUCACUUCUAAGUGGGAAAUUGUUAGAUGAGCAUAGCGGUUUCCAGCCUCUUUACUGUUCUGGAGAAUCAAGGAACAACUUGCUAUCUAGAGUUUGCUUGGAAAUGAGCUGCACAACCUGCAUUUUACUUUUAUUUAGAUAUGAAAAACUUAAGGACAAACAGUAUCUCAUACUGCAAAAUAUGGUUAAGUCCAAAAGACCAUAGAUAAAAGAUAAAAAUAUUAAUGAUUUAUUAAAAUGGAAUUACCAGGUAA